AACAGUUAGUGUAGCAUCAGUGUUAGCGUCGCAAAACAUAAAAAUGAAAUAUCUGCAAAUUUUCUUCCUCGUCAUCAUUUGUGUGGCGGCAUGCCUAGCAGCGGUUGCCGAAGCAGAGGAUGCUAGUGCCUUGGAGGAGAAAAAAACCAACAAACGUGGUAUCUUCGGCUUCGGUUAUGGACACGGCUAUGGUCACGGUUAUUAUGGCGGCUACGGUGGCGGUUACGGUGGAGGCUUUGGCCAUUACGGUGGUUAUCCACAUUACGGCGGUGGUUAUGGUUUCCACGGUGGUCCAAUCUACGGUGGACAUGGCUACUUUCCUUACCAUGGUGGUUACUACGGCGGCUAUCAUUAAGUGGCACCAGAGCACUUACAUUUAUAAUUCAAUUGCAUAGCUUAAUAUCGACACAAGCGCCAUGAGGUGUGCCAAUAUAACGGUUAUUGUUUGUGUAAAAUUUUGAA
Messenger RNA from Bactrocera latifrons, 462 nucleotides. Its product is annotated as keratin-associated protein 19-2. The coding region runs from base 44 to 355 and encodes 103 amino acids. The record is from RefSeq and is a predicted model, not a curated record. The transcript is spliced from 2 exons. NCBI's taxonomy places the organism in Eukaryota, Metazoa, Arthropoda, Insecta, Diptera, Tephritidae.